UUCACAUUGAAGCUUCUUUGUUCGCACGCGGUCGAGUGCAUGACACGGAGCCAUAACGCCUUAAAAGUGGAGCACCGCUUGCCAUUUUGCUACCUCUUUCAGCCUAGCGCCCUUCUUUGCGCUCCCGCGCGAAAGCCGCCGAGCCCCCUGACGGCCGAUUGGGUGGCGAUCCUGUCUUCAACGUCACUUCUCGUCUCUCUUGAAGACUGUUCCAAGUCGACGAUACGACCGCACAGGGCAGACCAGCAAGGCAAGAGGAACAUCGCCGACACAUCAUCCCGACUGGGACAGGACUGGAGGUCCCUCGAUGCCUGAACCCAAGAAGACACCCCCUUUGACAGGAGCAGCAGCACCACAAAAGGCCUGCCAUAACUGUCGCCGCCGCCGACUUCGGUGUGACAAAUCUGUCCCCUCCUGUCACAAGUGCUCAAUCAACGGCGAAGAGUGUCUUGGCUAUGGAACCUUCUUCCGAUGGGCGAAUGCCCCAGCUGUCCGGGGCCGCCUCGCGUUGCCAAAGCCAAAGAAAGAGCCCUUGAAGAGUCGAACACCAAGUUUGCCAUCACCAACAUUAUUCUCGUCCAUCUCAACAGUAUCGCCUUCAGAUUCCCCAUUGAUAUCUUCUUCAGUAUCCCCGUUGCUGUCGCCCUUGGUAUCGCCCCUGGUAUCAUCGGUGUCACCGGCGUCAUUUACAUCGGAGUGUGACUAUCAAACCAAACCUCUCAGCCGUGCUGAGCUCAUGGUCAUCAACCGCGAGGUUCAGGCUAUGAAGGAUGAGGAGGAAGGAACAUAUAGGUACACUCUGGUUCACCCCUCCCUACUGGAUCCAUUUCACAGCUCCCUGGACUGGAAAUCAAAACAUUAUAUCCACCACUUCUCCAAUGCCGUCUGCCGUGAUCUGGUCUCGAUCGACCAGCAAUCCCGCAACCCCUUCCGCGCCAUGAUUCCUCUUGCUGGCCGGUUUGAUUACCUGCACUCAAUUAUCGUGGCCACGGGGGCUAUGCACCUGGCCACACUGCAAAAUUACCACAACCGCCGUCCAGGAGGGCCAGAACUGGUUGACGCCCUCGUGGCUAAGGGAAAAGCCGUAUCGGCACUCACGAGAGCCGUAGCAAGUGCCGGCGAAGAAGUUACACCCACAAGCCAGGCCAUGAUCUUGGCAGCGAUAGUUUUCUUCGUCAACCUCGACUUGAUUGACAACGGCAAGGGGAGCUGGCAGGCUCACAUCGAGGCAGCUAGCACGCUCAUGACAUCGAUUCAGAAGCAGGUCGCCAGUGGCGGGGCCGAGAACAGGGUGAUAAUAGACGACAGCCUGAUGAGGCUGGUGGACGCCAUCGCGGCGGAUUGCUUGACAUAUCGGAUUCUUGGGACGACCAUAAGCGGCGUUGACACAACGUGGGCUGACUCGAUGGAACACUCGGAUUUCUUUUCUGUGCUCAGCCGGGCCGAGGCCCAUAGCUAUCACUGUUGCCCACCAGUCAUGCUGGAGACCAUCCUGGCUACCAGCAGACUGUUUCAUGAUCAUCUGAGCGCACCAGAGGAAAAGGUGAAGCGAGCGCUGGAGCUCUUGGGCCGCGCCAAAAAGUUCGACGUCGUGGACUGGGUCUAUGCGAUUCAGGGGCUGUCGUUGGAGCAAGAUGAUUUAUCUGUGCGAGUGAGUUUGGCAAGGGCACAUCGCGCGGCGGCAUGUCUGUACAUUUUACUUUGUGUGCCGGACGCUCUCAAACCACUGGGUUUGGUUUCCCUAGAGCCCCUGGUCCUGGAGCUGCGUGGGUAUAUAGCCGAGGUGCCACUCGAUCAUGUGCUUCUCAAGGGUAUCGUCUGGCCUGUGUUCCUGGCGGGCGCGCAAACCACCAAAGCCUCUCAGCGGGUCUGGUAUGUUGAAAGGCUCGAAUCGGUUUGGGCAAAAAACCCUUGGAUUUGUCCUUGGGGUUACAUACGUACCGCCAUCGAAAUGAUGAGGGAAAUCUGGGAAGCCAGAGAUGCCAUGGAGAUGGCCGGCCUGGAGGAGCUCGGCGGGUGGAAUUGGCUGGCUGCCAUGAAGAGUAGGCGAGAGCAGUGCUUGAUUGUCUGAACACCUGACUUGCAAUUCAAUUGUUUUCGGCGUCUCAUAGGUACCCAAGCCAGCCAGGUAGCUAGUCACUGGGGCUACUGCCGUAGCUGUUUACACAGCUUAGAUCAGCAAUGUUAUACAAAUGAUCAACCACGUCACGUGGAUGUGUGCUGGUACAACCGGAUGGGUUUGGACCAAAUAGCACGCAAAUGAGAAGCGCCCCGCCCCUCAAAGUGUCAUCACACAUUUCUCUUGAACGUGGUUUGAU
This is a messenger RNA of Podospora bellae-mahoneyi, 2318 nucleotides long. RefSeq lists its product as uncharacterized. Gene Ontology annotation, cellular component: nucleus. Lineage: Eukaryota; Fungi; Ascomycota; Sordariomycetes; Sordariales; Podosporaceae. Gene Ontology annotation, biological process: positive regulation of transcription by RNA polymerase II. Gene Ontology annotation, molecular function: DNA-binding transcription factor activity, RNA polymerase II-specific; transcription cis-regulatory region binding; zinc ion binding. The transcript is spliced from 2 exons. The record is from RefSeq and is a predicted model, not a curated record. Bases 308 to 2071 code for a protein of 587 amino acids.